Morchella sextelata is the source of this 1488-nucleotide messenger RNA. RefSeq lists its product as uncharacterized. NCBI's taxonomy places the organism in Eukaryota, Fungi, Ascomycota, Pezizomycetes, Pezizales, Morchellaceae. The record is from RefSeq and is a predicted model, not a curated record. Bases 1 to 1488 code for a protein of 495 amino acids. Gene Ontology annotation, molecular function: nucleic acid binding. Gene Ontology annotation, biological process: DNA integration. The transcript has a single exon.
AUGCGGAAUAAAGGCGAUCGACAAUCAAAAGACAUAUCACUCGCCGAAUGCACCGAGGUUGAAGGCCGAUUGCUUUACCGAGGCAGCAUAUAUGUCCCUGAUUACGACCCCCUUAAGCUUCGAAUCCUCCAACUUUACCAUGACGCUGCCUCUGCUGGAUACUCGGGACGUGAAAAAACAUUCGAACUCGUCAGUCGGGACUACUACUGGCCCCUCAUGCGAAAUUACAUUGCCCGCUACGUUCGGAACUGUCACACCUGUCAACGAAGUAAACCCAACACCCAUGGAAAACUCGGCGUACUUCGACCUUUACCGAUUCCCGAACAACCAUGGCGGGAGGUAUCGAUGGACUUCGUUACGGGCCUACCGGAAAGUGAAGGGUACGAUGCAAUUAUGGUAGUGGUUGACCGGCUAACAAAGAUGCGACAUCUCCUGCCCUGCAAUACUACUGUCAACUCCGAAGACGUCGCCCGACUAUACCUGCGAAAUAUAUGGAAGCUCCACGGGCUACCCACACACGUCACCUCCGACCGCGGUACGCAAUUUACAGCUAAGUUUUGGAAGGCUCUUUGUAAACACCUCAACAUCGAAGCAAGGAUGUCCACCGCCUUCCACCCAGAGACCGACGGCCAAACCGAAAGGCUGAAUGCUGUAAUGGAGCAAUAUCUACGUGGGUAUGUCUCUUAUCAACAGGACGAUUGGGUAAAAUGGCUUCCUAUGGCAGAAUUCUCCGCCAACAAUCAGGUCUCCGCAUCCACCAAAGCUACACCAUUCUUCGCGAACUAUGGGUUCCACCCCCGGUUUACAGUGACGAUCAAAUCGUUGGACAAGACCCCACCGAGUCUUAACGCUAAGGACUUCGCCUCGAAGAUGAAAGAACUCCACGAGCACCUACGUUCCAAUAUCCGUACAGCGCAGGAUCAACAAGAGCAGGCCGUCAAUACUAAACGAACGCCGGCCCCACAGUACGAUGUCGGUGAUAUGGUGUUUGUUUCAGCAAAAAACAUCCGAACCACGCGUAACUCCCGGAAACUGGACUGGAAGAAACUGGGACCGUUCCCCGUUAAGGAAAUUAUAUCGCCAUAUGCGUAUCGAGUCGACCUGCCUAGGAGUAUGAAGAUGCACCCCGUCUUCCAUGUGUCAUUGCUGGACCCCGCUGCGAAUGAUCCUGUCCCAGGGCAAAUUCAACCACCACCCCCACCCAUUAUCGUCGAACAAGAGGAGGAGUAUGCAGUUGAGGAAAUCUUGGACUCGCGAGAAUUACGAAACACUGGCCUACAAUACUUUGUUAAGUGGACGGGCUAUACCGACCCUACCUGGGAACCCGCCGCAUACCACGAUAAUACCGCCGCCGUUGAUAUCUUCCAUGUACGCUACCCCGACAAACCUGGACCAUUGGAAGGAAAGAUUAAGGUUAAGGCUCGCAGGAGCUCGCGCUUGAAGGGAGGGGCUACUUUCAUGGAUCGACCAGUGGAGGUACGGGGUUAG